Staurois parvus is the source of this 366-nucleotide messenger RNA. The record is from the annotation of a GenBank genome assembly. Lineage: Eukaryota; Metazoa; Chordata; Amphibia; Anura; Ranidae.
CACUGUGUCCGGAUCACUGAUCACGGAAAGAGCUGAAGAUGUCGGCUCGGUCAUGUGAUCAGCUGUGUCCAAUCACAGCUGAUCACAUGGGACAUGUACACAGAUCAUCAGGGCACUGAUGAUCAGUGUGCCCUGAUGAUCAGUGUAGCCCCAGCAGCGCCACCUGUCAGUGUCCAUCAGUGCCUCAUGCCAGUGCCCAUCAGUGCCACAUCAAUGCCACAUAUCAGUGCCUACCAGUGCACAUCAAUGCCACAUAUCAGUGCCCAUCUGAGCUGCCUUUCAGUGUCACCCAUCAGUGCCAGUCAGUGCCACCUAUCAAUGCCAAUCAGUGUCACCUAUCAGUGCCACCUAUCAGUGUGCAUCAGU